Molecule: messenger RNA, 1889 nt
Organism: Lycium barbarum (goji berry)
Lineage: Eukaryota; Viridiplantae; Streptophyta; Magnoliopsida; Solanales; Solanaceae
Exons: 8
Coding region: 111-1670 (519 amino acids)
Biological process (GO): translational initiation
Cellular component (GO): eukaryotic translation initiation factor 3 complex; cytoplasm
Molecular function (GO): translation initiation factor activity
Source: RefSeq, a predicted model, not a curated record
CCAACAAGCCCACAUCUUCUCCACUAGAUUCCUUAGGUCAAGAAACAGAACCAAAAACCUCCUUCUUCACCACUGUCCGUCCACUGACCCAAACCCUUGAAACCCUAACAAUGGCAGCAGCUUCCUACGAAUACGAAGACGGUGGGUACCCACAGAAACAACCCGAUGCAUCUCCAUACGACCCGAAUUUCGUACCCGAUUCGGUAAAAUCAUUCGUAGUUCAUCUAUACAGACACAUAAGAGAGAAGAAUGUAUACGAGAUUCACCAGAUGUAUGAAACAUCUUUCCAGACAUUGAGUGACCGUAUGUUUAAGGAAACACCUUGGCCUUCAGUUGAUGCUGUUGCUGCUUACGUUGAUAAUGACCAUGUUUUCUGUUUGCUUUAUCGUGAGAUGUGGUUUCGUCAUUUGUAUGCUAGGCUUUCUCCUACUCUUAGACAAAGGAUUGAUUCUUGGGAUAAUUAUUGCAGCCUUUUUCAGGUGGUGCUGCACGGUGUGGUCAACAUGCAAUUGCCAAACCAGUGGUUGUGGGACAUGGUAGAUGAGUUUGUAUACCAAUUCCAGGCAUUCUGUCAAUACCGUGCAAAGAUGAAGAACAAAACUGCUGAGGAGAUUGCAUUGCUGAAGCAAUAUGACCAGGCUUGGAAUGUCUACGGCGUCCUCAACUUCUUACAAGCCCUUGUGGAGAAAUCGACGAUAAUCCAAAUAUUGGAGAGGGAGAAGGAAGGUCUUGAAGAGUUUACUGCUACUGAUGGGUAUGAUUACAGUGGUGGAAGUAAUGUCUUGAAGGUUUUGGGCUAUUUCAGCAUGAUAGGCUUGCUUAGAGUUCAUUGUUUGUUGGGUGAUUAUCAUACUGGCUUGAAGUGCUUACGUCCAAUUGACAUAACGCAGCAAGGUGUUUACACCAGUGUUAUUGGAAGUCACAUAACCACAAUAUAUCACUACGGCUUUGCUAAUCUUAUGUUGAGGAGGUAUGUAGAGGCUAUCCAUGAAUUUAACAAAAUCCUUCUAUAUAUUUAUAAGACAAAACAGUAUCACCAGAAGUCACCUCAGUACGAGCAGAUACUGAAGAAAAAUGAGCAGAUGUACGCCCUGUUGGCUAUAUCUUUGUCACUGUGCCCUCAAGUGAAACUUGUUGAAGAAACUGUGAAUUCUCAAUUAAGAGAGAAGUAUGGUGAGAAGAUGGCGAGAAUGCAAAGAUAUGAUGAUGAGGCAUUUGCACUCUAUGAUGAGCUCUUCUCAUAUGCAUGCCCUAAGUUUAUUACUCCCUCUGCUCCAAGUUUUGAGGAGCCUCUUGUAAAUUAUAACCAGGAUGCCUAUAGGCUACAGCUGAAGCUGUUCCUUUAUGAAGUGAAGCAGCAACAAUUAUUGGCCGGUGUUAGGACCUUUUUGAAAGUGUAUUCAACAAUCUCCCUGGGGAAGCUUGCAAAUUACAUGGAAGUUGAUGAACCCACUCUAAGGACAAUUUUGAUGACAUACAAGCACAAAACACAUGCUGUCGAUUCCGUUGGCAAGAUAACUUCUAAUGCUGAUGUAGAUUUCUACAUUGAUGAAGACAUGAUCCGUGUAGUAGAAUCUAAACCGGCCAAGAAGUAUGGUGAUUACUUUUUGCGUCAGAUUGUGAAGCUUGAAGGGAUCAUGACUGACAUUGACAGGAUAAAGCUGGACUAGGCUACCUUCCUAUGUCCUAGUAUUAGUAGCGCUAGCUUAUUUUGAGCUUUCAUUUUUGUACUAAGAGGAGGAAGUGGAAAGAGAGUAUGCAUUUUGUUUUUUUUUUCCCAGUUUGAGAUCGGCUAUUAUGCAACUUUGUUGAUUAAUGAUCAGUUAAAAACAAUUUCUUCUCGAAUUGUAAUUUAUCAAUACAAGUUGUCUUUUGUUAAAAGUUCAAAA